Messenger RNA from Apiotrichum porosum, 585 nucleotides. RefSeq lists its product as uncharacterized. The record is from RefSeq and is a predicted model, not a curated record. The transcript has 4 exons. Lineage: Eukaryota; Fungi; Basidiomycota; Tremellomycetes; Trichosporonales; Trichosporonaceae. Bases 1 to 585 code for a protein of 194 amino acids.
AUGGCGCCCUUUUGCCACUCGGCUACGGCUCACACCAUCCUUCGUACCGUGUCCAAUGCGCCGCUCAAGGUCAAUGUGGGCCGCGACGGCAGCAAUGUGGUUCUGGUCUCUCGCAUGGUGGACCAAACGAAGAACAACAUUCUCGCUGGAGUCCUUAGCACUGUGCUUAUCUUUCCUGCUCUUUUGAUUGUGGUUAUCGGCGUCCUAUUCCUUCGCCGCGGUCAACCACAGGACGGGUUCAAGGGUUGGACCUCGAGCAAGUGUUUCACCGUCUGUGGCAUAUGGGCUCGUCCACGCUCCCCGUCCAAAGGUGACGACUGUUCGGUGGCGGAGGGCAACUCCACUGCGUCCACUUUGCCGAUGUACGCCCCCGCUGCGGGGAAGCAAGUUUGCGAACCGCAGGCCAAUCCCCCGGAUGACACCAACCUCACGAUGCCCACUCGACCUUCCAACAUACCCUCCGUCAUGGCGCCCAGGUUCAUUCGCGGCCUAUCCCCUGUCCCCGAGGAGGAAGAGUUUGCCCACAUUGGUGAUGUCGAGAACGCCGCACCCAACGUCCGUUACCACACCCAGAUCCCCUUAUAG